Molecule: messenger RNA, 2512 nt
Organism: Triplophysa dalaica
Lineage: Eukaryota; Metazoa; Chordata; Actinopteri; Cypriniformes; Nemacheilidae
Gene: fbxo21
Product: F-box protein 21
Exons: 12
Coding region: 33-1943 (636 amino acids)
Molecular function (GO): protein binding; DNA binding
Source: RefSeq, a predicted model, not a curated record
CUUUGAUGACGUCAUCGGAGUAAACAGAAAAAAUGGCGACGCCAUACACAGGAGAUCGAGUUUUAGGGACAAACGCGGUCAUUUCUGAAAGCUUUGCCAAGCAGCUGACCGAUUUACCCGCGGAAUUGUUCGAGUAUAUAUUGUGCUUUCCUGUUCUGAACCAUUUCGACAUUUGCAACGUUUCCUGCACGUGCAAGAGGCUGCGUGACGUGUGCCACUGCAGGGGGAAGGUUUGGGCGCACCAAUACAAACUCAGGUGGCCCAGGCUUCAGAGACUUUAUCGACAGAAUGAGUCAUACGAUUGGCUGAAGGAAUUUAAAACGCGCCACAUGGUUGGUCAACAGAUAAGAAGAACAGUAGAAUCUAUUUCCAAGAGGUUCUUCACAGAAGUUCCUUGCAUUGGCCAGGUUCUUGGAGACAGUUUUGCAGAAAUAGAAUCUCUUGGUGCUCCAGAACACUUUUGUGAAGAUGAGCUUAUCACCAUUUUGAAUUCUGACAAAAGCAAAAGUUUGACACUCAAGUACUAUGCAAAGAAAAUCCUGUAUUUCCUCCGUCAGCAAAACAUCUUGAGGAAUCUAAAGAUUUUCCUUGAACGGCCACCAGAACAGCAAUUUGCCCUUGAAGGGGCUGUUUUGGUUGACCAGUAUUGCAACCCGUUGGCUGAAGUCACUCUUGAGAGUAUAUCUGCCCAGAUAGAAGACAUCACAGACAAGGUGAAAAAAUUCCUGCGAGUGAAAAAUGCCACACAUCCGUGUCUGCGAGCUACUCAAGAUGACUAUGUUCUGGAAGACUUGGAGUCACAAAGGCAGGUCAUAUGCGCUCUCAACGUCGUCCUGUAUGAGCAGCUGCAGUACAAGGGCAAUGACCGCGACUACUACAAUCCGCUGAACUCAUACAUACAUCAGGUGCUGCUCCGUCAUACAGGCAUUCCCAUCAGCCUCUCUGUGCUCUAUAUGACACUGUCCAGAAAAUUAGGAGUACCACUCGAGCCUGUGAACUUCCCCAACCACUUCCUGCUCCGCUGGUGCCAAAAUCAAAAUAGGAGUGGGGACAUCUAUGACUACAUGUACAUCGAUGCGUUUGGCAACGGCAAACAGCUGGGUGCUAAAGAGUGCGAGUAUCUGAUCAGACACCAGGUGACAGCAGAUUACUACGGUGCUAUAAGCACAGGAGAACUACUACUGCGGAUGGUGGGAAACCUGCUCAACAUUGGCAAGAGAGGGGAAGGGAACGAGAAAUCGUACCAGCUCCUACGGGACUCUCUGGAUCUCUACCUCACUAUUAAUCCUGAUAAUGUGCAGUAUCUUCUGCUGCAGGCCCGCCUCUACUUCCACCUUGGCAUCUGGCCGGAGAAAGUGUUGGAUAUUCUGCAGCGCAUUCAGGCUCUGGACCCAUCUCAGCACGGCGCUGUGGGAUACCUGGUCCAGCACACCCUCGAGCACAUCCAACACAAAAGACAUCUAGUAGAACCGGAGGUAAAGAGACGCAGUGCGCCAGAUCACAGGGACGUGUGGUACUCUGUCGGUCUCAUCAUGAAGCAUAAAAGGUCAGGCUAUAACUGUGUGAUUUAUGGAUGGGAUCCCAAAUGCACGAUGAGUCAGGACUGGAUUAACACUAUGAGGGUCCAUCAGCUGUCUAAGGGGGCCGAUCAGCCCUUCUACAAUGUCCUAGUUCAGGACGGGACAUGUAGAUAUGCUGCACAGGAGAACCUUGAACCUCACGCUGCCCCCAUGGAGAUCGCCCAUCCCGAGGUUGGCCGUUACUUCACCGAAUUCUCCAACACGCAUUACAUCGCCAACGAGGAGCUUGAAACGCGCUACUCGGAGGACAUGUGCAAGACCCAAAGCACUGUAGAGGAGCUUUACCACAGUCUCACCCCAAACUCAGGGCAGCGGCCGGAACCCACCGCCAAUUUCCAGGACCACGAUUUAUUAGAUCCAUAAAAUUGCCAACACUCGUACCUUCUUCUCCCUUCCCAAUCACAAAUGUAUAAAAUCACCCAUCUUUACACUAAUGUGGGUGUCAGUGAUGGUUUGUUUAAUAAAUGCAAAUGUGUUAGAUCAACAUUGUUUUCAUCUUUACAACAUCCUGGUCCUAGAUCAGUUUCACUCACUCAAACCCAAAGGAUGUGGUUAAGUAACGAUAUUUGUAUGGAUGCUCGCAAAAUGUAAUUCAACAAUGUGCUAACAUAUCGAAAAAUAGAAUUUUCAUGAAAGAGGAUCCGAAUAUGUGUAUACAGUAUAUGAUCUGUUUCAGGUCCACUUUAUUACAUUCUCAUCUCUAAUGAAUCCCUGAUAUAGUCCUGCAUAUCUCACCGAACUAAUGCACUUACCAAUGUUACAUCUGUUAACAAAUAUGCACUUGACACGACAUGAAACAAUGUCUUAACAAUUUUGUAAUGUUUAUUUCCACAAAGAAAAAAGAACUGGGGCACAAGAACUUUGUGUCUCAUAAUGGUUAUGAAUAUAAGAGUAUUGAGAAUAUAAGAAAUAAUAACAAUAAAAGGAGAACC